AUGAAGUCAGCGCUUGGUUGCGUGUUCAGUGCCCUUGCGGCGAGUGUGUCUUCCUCCUCUCUCCAUGCUCUACGGCAAACACCACCACAACUCGACUACAACCUCCUUCCUCGGGCCGCAUGUGACAACACAAACAAAUCACGAAACUGCUGGGGAAACUACUCCAUCGAUACGAACUAUUACGAUGAAACGCCGGACACGGGAGUCACUCGCGAGUAUUGGUUGUCGGUAGAGGAAGGAGAUUGUGCGCCAGACGGCUACGCCCGCCAAUGUCAAACGAUCAAUGGGACGGUCCCGGGUCCUACCAUUUUUGCCGACUGGGGUGACAGUCUGAUCAUUCAUGUUACCAACAACCUAAAGUCCAACGGCACAGGCAUCCAUUGGCAUGGUCUUCGCCAAUCUGGUAGCAACAUCUACGAUGGUGUUCCAGGAAUCACUCAAUGCGCCAUUGCCAUCGGGCAGUCCAUGACUUACAGGUUCAAGGUUAGCCAGUACGGGUCAACCUGGUACCACAGUCACUUCAGUCUACAGUACGCGAACGGUGUUUUUGGUGGCAUGAUCUUCAACGGACCCGCGACUGCCAAUUACGACGAGGACCUGGGCCAUCUCUUUCUCUCCGACUGGUCCCAUGUUGAUGUAUUUACUCGGUGGUUUGCCGCCCGGAAUGGUCAGCCUCCAGCCCUGGAAAGUGGUCUCAUCAACGGAACCAACAAAUUCGACUGCAGUAACUCAUCAACGGACCCGAAUUGUACCGGACGUGGAGUCAAGUUGACAACUGUGGUUGAGAAGGGCAAGAAGUACCGUCUUCGUUUGGUCAAUGCGGCUGUCGAUGGUGUUUUCCAGUUCAGCAUUGACAAGCACAAGUUGAAGGUUAUCGCUGCUGAUCUUGUUCCCAUCAAGCCCUACAGCACCUCCAGCUUGAAACUCACAGAGGGCCAGCGGUACGAUAUCAUCUUCCAUGCCAACCAGGCAGUGGACAACUACUGGGUACGUGCUGGGUGGUUGAACGCUUGCCAGCCCAAUGUAAACCCCGACAGCAUCACCUCGGUCCUUCGAUAUAAUGCCAGCAGCACGUUGGACCCGACCUCGGUCAGUGAUGUCACCGUCAGCAGCGAUUGCCUUGACGAACCUCUGGCAUCGCUUGUCCCUCAUCUCAAGAUGGAUGUCACCAAUAUCCAAAAGAGCUUUGACACGUACUUGAAUAUUUCAACGACAAAUUACGUUCACUGGACCAUCAACACAAGUAGUUUGCUCAUCGACUGGAACAAUCCGACCUUGAAACAAGUGUUUAACGGCGAGAGCCUGUUUCCGACCGACUACAACGUUCUCGCCAUCAAUAAAACCACCACCGACAAUGAAUGGAUCGUCCUCGUCAUCCAAGACCAAUCCAACCUCGGUCUCGAACACCCCAUCCACCUACACGGCCACGACUUUUGGAUCCUCGACCAAUCCACCGGCACCUUUGACGCCGCCACCUCUCCGCAGAGCUUCAAGACCAAGAACCCCCCGCGUCGCGACGUCGCCGCCCUCCCCGGCAACGGCUACCUCGCCAUCGCCUUCAUGCCCGACAACCCCGGCGCGUGGCUCUGUCACUGCCACAUUGCCUGGCACGCCAGCGAAGGGCUGAGCCUAGAGUUCCUCGAGCGCGAGGCGGACAUCCAGGCGGACGUGAGCGAUUCCGAUCGGACGCAGUUCAAUGACAUUUGUCAGACUUGGUCGGAUAACGUGGGCACGCAGGCUUUCCCGCAGGAGGAUUCGGGGAUUUGA
Molecule: messenger RNA, 1767 nt
Organism: Neurospora hispaniola
Lineage: Eukaryota; Fungi; Ascomycota; Sordariomycetes; Sordariales; Sordariaceae
Product: multicopper oxidase-domain-containing protein
Exons: 2
Coding region: 1-1767 (588 amino acids)
Molecular function (GO): oxidoreductase activity; copper ion binding
Source: RefSeq, a predicted model, not a curated record